AUGGCCUCUACUGUCUCUCCCAUUAAUCCAUACACGCCGCUAUCAGCUGUCCCUUCUUCUUCACCUAGUCCAAAAUCACUUUCUCCACUCUCGAACUACCUAAGUCGUUUCUCGAAAUGGAGAGCGGAACUUGGUUUGCCUAAUCCUGGUUCUGUCGAAAACCUUCAGAAGGAGGUCAAAGCAACCCACCUAACUAACUACGCGUUUGAUGGCGGUCGUGCUGACCUUACAAAAAGCAUGUCAAUGAGUCCGCUGUUUCAAGUGACACAUUCGUUUGCCCUGGGCUCACAGACAAUGGCACCAUCUUACAAUUUUGGUGCUAUGUAUGCAACCGAGAAUGCAUGUGGUGUUGACCAUGACGGAAAUGUAAGCGCCCGUGUAAACCAGGGAUGGGCCAACGGACACGUCUCGAAAGCUCAAGCUCAGUUGUCUCAAACGCCAGGUCAUAAUUUGCUCCAACUAGAGCAAGAUUUCAGCGGCCAAGAUUUCAAUGUCAACUUAAAAGCGGUGAACCCGUGGCCUUCCGACUUGACUGGUAUAUUUGUCGGCAGUUAUCUCCAAUCCCUCACGAAAAACUUCGCUUGUGGUACUGAAAUGGUAUUCCAGCGUCCAACGCCCAGCACUGCGGAGUUAGUUGCUACUUACUUAGCCAAGUACACCAGCUCCGACAAAUCGUGGAUUGCUACUGCUCAAUUGCAACCUGCUGGUAUAUUGCAGGCGACGUAUUGGCACAAGCUCAGUGAAAAAGUUGAUUUCGCGGCGGACUUGCAGCUUGUGGCUACUCCCAUGCGUCGAGAUGCGGUAGCUACACUAGGAGCUAAAUUCGACCUUCGUCUUUCGACUUUCAGGGCCCAAUUGGAUUCGACUGGCAAAGUCUCUGCUCUGCUUGAACAACGGUUUACCCCCACCUUCGCUUUCUUGAUGUCGGGAGAGAUUGAUCACCUCAAAAACUCAGCUAAAGUCGGUGUAGGUGUGAUGAUUGAGAGUUCAGCGUUGAGCCCAGAGGAAAUGGAGAUGCAAAUGCAACAGAUGCAGAUGCAACAGUCAUUAACAUCGCCUCCAUAA
Molecule: messenger RNA, 1065 nt
Organism: Lentinula edodes (shiitake mushroom)
Lineage: Eukaryota; Fungi; Basidiomycota; Agaricomycetes; Agaricales; Omphalotaceae
Product: eukaryotic porin-domain-containing protein
Exons: 5
Coding region: 1-1065 (354 amino acids)
Biological process (GO): protein import into mitochondrial matrix
Cellular component (GO): mitochondrial outer membrane; mitochondrial outer membrane translocase complex
Molecular function (GO): transmembrane protein transporter activity
Source: RefSeq, a predicted model, not a curated record